GCGCUACGGGCCGCACUGUUGCUGCUGCCUGUCAACAUCAGCCGCUGAGGGCAUCUGUGGCCAGGACCUACUUAGAAAUUAAAGGGUCGUGCCAGGGUCCAGGCGUCGCCAUGCCCAUGUACCAGGUAAAGCCAGUGUGUGGCGGUCACAUAGAAGUCGAUUUACCUACGUGCAUGUACAAAUUACCAAAUAUCCACGCGCAGGACGGGAACGGCUCCGUCUCCGACCACGCGCUUCAGAAUGGUGAAGUGGACCCCGCAGUUAAAGCCCUGGAGGCUCGUCAGGAUGAGAUCAUGCGAAAACUGUACGAGCUGAAAGCGGCAGUAGAGGGACUGGCCAAGACUGUGACCACUCCAGACGCAGAUCUGGACUUGACAGUCAGCAGCAGCUUAUGUUCACAGAGCCCCACUAACACAGCCUUCCAAAGCCCGGCUGACCUGGAAUCACUAUUGGGCAAGGACCUUGGUGCCCUUCGUGAUAUUGUGAUCAAUGCCAACCCUGCUGAACCACCACUGACUCUGUUUGUGCUCCAUGGCCUCCUGUGUCAACGUUACCGUGUUCUGUCAUCUGUCCAUGUGCACUCUUCCAUACCCAGAGUGCCAUCACAGCUCCUGUCCUGCCUCGGACCACGCCAUGCAGACAGCUAUGCCCGGCAGCUAUUUCAACUUGGCUUCACACUCAUAUGGAAAAAUGUUCCGAAGCUCCAGAUGAAGUUCAGCAUUCAAAAUAUGUGCUCCAUUGAAGGGGAGGCCAAUGUAGCCCGUUUCCUCUUUAAAUUGCUCAGCGUUUACCCCUCUGACCCUGCACUGGCAACACUGGUGGAUAGUUGGGUGGACACCGCUUUCUUUCAGCUGGCAGAGGGUGGUCCUAAGGAACGAGCCACUGUUCUGCGUGCUCUCAAUUCUGCUCUGGGACGUACCCCAUGGGUGGCUGGGUCCGACUUUUCUCUGGCAGACAUUGCUUGUUUCUGUUGUAUGCAAAAAUGUAUCUCUGCCUCCUCUGCCCCUGCUAAUGUCCAGCGUUGGCUUAAGUCUUGUGAGAAUCUAGGCCAUUUUAGCCCAGCAAAACUCUUUCAGUGACAUUAACUUUUCUUAAUUUAGACAAUAUUGAAAAGUGG
Periophthalmus magnuspinnatus is the source of this 1117-nucleotide messenger RNA. It is a transcript of the gene aimp2, whose product is annotated as aminoacyl tRNA synthetase complex interacting multifunctional protein 2. The transcript has 4 exons. Bases 111 to 1079 code for a protein of 322 amino acids. Gene Ontology annotation, cellular component: aminoacyl-tRNA synthetase multienzyme complex. NCBI's taxonomy places the organism in Eukaryota, Metazoa, Chordata, Actinopteri, Gobiiformes, Gobiidae. The record is from RefSeq and is a predicted model, not a curated record.